AUGUGUGGGGGCGCGGGCGGGCGCGCGUGUGUGCGGCGGGGCGGGGCCGGGGGCGGUCCCCGCCGGGCGGCCGCUGCCCGCCGACUCCGACCCGAUAUUUGGUUAUUCGGCAUUCGCGCGACACCGUCGUACUGCGCGCUCGUCUCUCAGUUCACUCCGCGCUCGCGACUCUUUGAGCGACGAAAGGGUUGGAGUGCGGGGUGCGAAGCGGGCGGAGGGCGGCGCUCAGCCGCGCAAGCGCCCGUCGGAGUUCGCCGCGGCUCAGCACACGCGUCGACACCGGCGCGCGCGAUGGACGACAAGCCGACCGCCGUCGGCGGCGAGGAACACUACAGCCUGCGCUGGAACAACCACCAGGCACACUUGCUCCGCUCCUUCGAGGCGCUCCUGCACGCAGAAACUCUCGUAGAUGUAACACUCGUAUGCGCGGAACGACGUGUACGAGCUCACAAGGUUUUACUCGGCGCUUGCAGCCCGCUAUUCCGGCGAAUAUUCAGCGAAAAUCCGUGCAAACACCCCGUUAUUGUGUUGAAAGACUUUCAAGGAUGGGAGGUGCAAGCAGUGGUGGACUUUAUGUAUCGGGGAGAGGUGUCGGUAGCACAAGAACAACUCGGAACGGUGAUACGAGCAGGAGAAUCGCUUCAGGUUCGAGGGUUAGCAGAUCAGGAUCGGGAAGAAAGGCAGGAAAGGUCGCCGACGCCCGUAGCGCGUAGUCCAGCGCAGGCGACGCCCGCGCCAUCUCCGCCAGUGAGCCCUGCCAGCCCACAGCCAAGGCGUAAACAGGCGCGACCACGUCGCCGUUCCGGAGAGUCAGAUACUCCUGAAAACUUAUCGAUGCGCCGAUCACCGAGUGGGUUAAAGGCAGUGCGGCUAGCCAGGCCCCGUUCACCGCCCAAGGAAGCUGACGAGCCUGAGAACGAGGCUCCGCCGCCACCACGAAUGUUCCCGCCGCACCAGGAUAUGUUCCCACCUGUGCCACCCUCAGCCGUCUCUGCGUUGUCACUUACACCACCGCACAGAUCCGGUAAUAACACUAAGCCGGUGGCCACCUCUGCAGACGACUGGUUAUAUCAGUCGUGCAAUGUUCCGGGUUCGAUAACCUUUGUCUUAGGACUAGGUGAUUGUGGACAGUUGCUCAUUCCUAACACAAAUCCUAAAUUUAUUCUGAUUGAUUAG
This is a messenger RNA of Diatraea saccharalis (sugarcane borer), 1176 nucleotides long. The record is from the annotation of a GenBank genome assembly. Lineage: Eukaryota; Metazoa; Arthropoda; Insecta; Lepidoptera; Crambidae.